CAGCUGAAAUGCGCCUGAAUUCGGAUUGAUUUCAGAUAUUUGUGGACUUUAGUUAGGAAAGCGGACUCAGAUGUGCUCGUCUGAUCACACACACACACACCACCACUGACUGACAAACAACUGAUCUAAUUAUCCGCUGUGAUGGAGGACUCCCGUGGGGAUUAUCUGUGUAUAAAUGACCCGAAUGGGAACUGGUCAGAGUGUGAGGCUCAUGUGGACCCCGCGCUGGAGGCCUUCAGGAGGAAACUGAAGUAUUUCUUCAUGAACCCCUGUGAUAAAUAUAAAGCUCGGCAGAGGAAGCCCUGGAAACUCUUCCUGCAGAUCAUCAAGAUCGCCGUCGUCACUGUACAGCUGGUGUCGUUUGGUCUCAGUAAUCAGAUGGUGGUUCAGUUCAAGGAGGAGAAUCUGCUGACGUUCAGGCAUCUGUUCCUCAAGAACUACAGCGAGAGCAACACAAACACAUACGCCAUCUACACACAGCUGGACGUCUACACACACAUCACACACAUCGUCCAGCAGUUUCUGAUGUUGCCGAGUAUAACGGUGGGCAAUCAUGAGUAUGAGCAGGAAGGUGAUGUUUACACUCCGCUCUGCAUCUGCCAGCAGUUUUACCACAACGGCAGCAUCUCACCGGCCAACGAAACCUUCGACAUCGACAGCCGAGUGGAUCAAGAGUGUUCUCUGAUUUACCCGCAGGAUCCGUUCUCUGAGAGUCCGCUAAACUUCACUCUGCACUUCGAGAGGUUAUUAUCAGUGACGGUGAAUUUCACUCUGAAAGCCAUAAACCUGGAGACGGUGGAGUAUCACGAGCUGCCGGACUGUUACGUCUUCAACAUUAUGAUCCAGUUUGACAACAAGGCUCACAGCGGCAGGAUUCUGGUGGAUCUGGAUAAUGAAGUGCACAUCUAUGAGUGCAGUGAAUGGAGCAUGACCGGAGCCUCAGCGAGGAACAUGUAUAUGAUGGUUCUGUUUGACGUUGUGGUGAUUCUGAUCCUCUCCACAUCUUUACUGCUCUGCAUUCGCUCAGUGAAGGCCGGAGUCCUGCUGCAGAAGGAAUACAGCGAGUUCUCGAUGCGUCGCUACAGGAAGUGUGUGUCUCUGUCUGAGCGUCUGGAGUUCAUUAACGGUUGGUAUCUGCUCAUCAUCGUCAGUGAUGUUCUGACCAUCAGCGGAUCAAUACUGAAGAUCAUCAUCCAGCUGAAGGCGGUGGCGAGUUAUGAUCUGUGCAGUAUUCUGCUUGGCACCGGCACAAUGCUGGUCUGGAUUGGGGUCCUGCGCUACAUGGGAUACCUGAAGAAAUACAACUCUAUGUUGUGUGUGUGUUGUGUUGUUCAGAUCCUCAUCAUCACUCUGCGAGUAGCUCUGCCGAACGUGAUCCGCUUCACCUGCUGCGCUGCGAUGAUCUACCUGGGCUACUGUUUCUGCGGCUGGAUUGUUCUGGGCCCCUACCACACCAAGUUCCGCACUCUGAACACGGUGUCGGAGAGUCUGUUUUCUCUGAUCAACGGAGAUGACAUGUUCGCCACCUUUAAGAACAUGCAGCAGAAGAGUUUUGUGGUUUGGCUCUUCAGUCGUCUGUAUCUCUACACGUUUGUGUCUCUGUUCAUCUACAUGGUGCUCAGUCUGUUCAUCACACUCAUCACAGACACCUACGACACCAUCAAGCAUCAGCAGCUGGAUGGAGAGCCGGUAUCGGAUCUUCAGGCAUUCGUCCUGCAGUGUAAAGAUCUGCCAGAUUCUGGAGAGUUCAGUGUGGAGAAAACCAACAGCAUCAGCAGCACAGGAGGAGGAAAACUGAUGUGCUGCUGCUCACACAGGUCGAGUGACUCUGAUGACGACACACACUUCUCUGAAUGCUCCUCUUGAUGGAUGUUCAGUCAGAAUCUCUUCACGAUCAGCAGAAAUAAAUGAAGAGAAGGAAAACUGCAGCGGUGUUGAGAAUGAUCAAACAGAACAAUCCUGUGUUUAUAUUUCCAUCAUCUGAGCUUUUGUACCAUACACACAUUUCACUUCUGCAUUUAAGCUGAUUCUCUAAAUGUUGAAACACACAGACGAAGCGUCUGGAGGAUUUACAGCUCAUUUAAUUUUUCCAGCAACUCUUUGAUUUAUUUCUUCUCUUCAUUUUUUAAGUGGUGUCUUUAUUGAAAGUAUAUAAUAAAUGCUAGUUAGACCAGUGUGCAGUGCAUGCUCGUUUUGAGAACUGUAAUUAUGAUUCGUUUUUG
Molecule: messenger RNA, 2222 nt
Organism: Danio aesculapii
Lineage: Eukaryota; Metazoa; Chordata; Actinopteri; Cypriniformes; Danionidae
Gene: mcoln3b
Product: mucolipin TRP cation channel 3b
Exons: 14
Coding region: 142-1866 (574 amino acids)
Cellular component (GO): plasma membrane; lysosomal membrane
Molecular function (GO): NAADP-sensitive calcium-release channel activity
Source: RefSeq, a predicted model, not a curated record